Molecule: messenger RNA, 1290 nt
Organism: Hemicordylus capensis (graceful crag lizard)
Lineage: Eukaryota; Metazoa; Chordata; Lepidosauria; Squamata; Cordylidae
Gene: ATP6V1G1
Product: ATPase H+ transporting V1 subunit G1
Exons: 3
Coding region: 402-758 (118 amino acids)
Biological process (GO): proton transmembrane transport
Cellular component (GO): vacuolar proton-transporting V-type ATPase complex
Molecular function (GO): proton-transporting ATPase activity, rotational mechanism
Source: RefSeq, a predicted model, not a curated record
AGAUACUACUACCUAAUAUUAUUGUUUAUGUAAUACUAAAACACAGUUUUAGACAUUUUGCGCUGUUUAAAUUUAAAAGAAAAACAACCAAAACGUCUUGCAGACGUCAAAAAUGUUCUCGGGCUUUCCUGCCGCUGAACAUCGCACUGCAGAGCCGAGGGGGCCGAGGCCUAGAGCGGCCCAACCACCCCGCCCCAUGGCGAUGCUUCCGGUUUCUUACCGGAAGCUUAGCCCACGUCAAUCCCCGUUCUAAGGCAGCCUUCCACGUGACCCGUCACCUGAUCCCCUGCCAGGAGCUUCUCUCAUUGCUGGCCUGGGGAGCGACGGAAGCGGAGUCUACCAGACCAGAGCUGAGGAGGGGCCGGCAGGAGCUGCAGGGGGGCGCCGCGGCCGACACCGUCAUGGCCAGCCAGUCGCAGGGCAUCCAGCAGCUGCUGCAGGCCGAGAAGCGAGCCGCCGAGAAGGUCGCCGAGGCCCGCAAGAGGAAGAACCGGCGACUGAAGCAAGCAAAGGAGGAAGCCCAGGCUGAAAUUGAACAGUAUCGCUUCCAGAGGGAGAAGGACUUCAAAGAGAAGGAAGCCGCGGCUCUUGGUUCCCACGGCAGUUCCACCACGGAGGUGGAAAAAGAAACCCAGGAGAAGAUGGUCAUCCUGCAGAACCACUUCCAGACCAACCGGGAGGAGGUCAUCAACCGCCUGCUCAACUUUGUCUGCGAGAUAAAACCAGAAAUCAAUUUGAAUUACCGCAUCAAUGGAUAGGGGAGUGGUCCAGCUUCCAGGAAGUAUUCAGCGGUACCACCAUCACUGUGUCAGGCAGGACUUCAGCUGUACUCCUCCUUUUUGUAAAAGAUCUCCUUUCCAAGAAUUGUCAAUCACCCCUUUGGCUGAAUCCUCUUCUUACCUCUUUUUGUAGCGUUUCUGGAGCUCAUCCAAAGAGAGAUGCUAGUUCUGUGUCUCCAAAAGUGCUUUAUGUUACAAUAAUGGAAGUGGAAAGUUAACUUCUGGAAAGUAUUAGAAUUGGCAUCUUGUAUUUGAGAGGCAGGAACGAUGCAUCGUUAAGUUGUAAAACAGGUGAACCAGAUAACUUUGGCAAGCAGCAGUCCCCACCGAGGUGUGGCGUUUGUUCAUCAAGUUGUGAAUUUACCAUACAGGCUAGUCCAGUGGUUUGUGAAAGUGUUUGAAGUAGGAUCUAUUCUAAUAAUUAUACUCUGUAUAUUCUCCUGUUUAACUUGAACUGGAAGUCUGCCCUUAGGGGCCCUUGAAGAAAAGUAAAGCUCUAAUUUAACCUGGA